AUGCAUCAACCGUCGGGUUUCAAGGAUAGCACUAAACCAGAUCAUGUGUGUUUCCUACGACGUUCUUUAUAUGGUCUCAAGCAGGCUCCUAGGGCCUGGUACACACGGUUUUCUACGUUUGCGACGAAGUUUGGUUUUCAUCAAAGUCUCUCGGACCCGUCCUUGUUCAUUUGUCCUCGCGGCAAGGACAUCACAUACUUGCUCCUCUAUGUUUAUGACAUUGCUCUCAUUGCUUCCUCGACAGCCCUGCUGAAUGCGGUCAUAUCGACACUUCACUCUGCCUUUUCAAUGACGGAUCUUGGUCCCCUGCAUCAUUUUCUUGGGAUCUCCAUUAUCCGCAAUGACAAGGGCAUGUUUCUUCAUCAGCAAAAUUGCGCAGCUGACAUCCUCCAUCGGGCUAACAUGACUAAUUGUAAUCCCUGCCUCACUCCUGUUGACAUCAAGCCAAAACUCGCUGAGGUGAACUCCGACAGUCCACCGGUCAAGGAUCCCACACUAUAUCGCAGUCUUGCCGGUGCUCUCCAAUAUCUCACAUUCACCCGACCGAACAUCUCUUAUGCCGUUCAACAUGUGUGUCUUUUUAUGCAUGAUCCGCGUGAAGAACAUUUUAAUUCCUUGAAACGCAUUCUCCGGUAUAUCAAAGGUACCAUCACGCAUGGCUUGCAGCUUCAUCGGUCCCCACCUAUGGCAAUGGUUGCGUACACUAACGCUGAUUGGGCUGGUUGUCCCUCUACGCGCCGUUCCACGUCGGGUUAUUGUGCCUUCAUCGGUGCUAACCUCAUCUCCUGGUCGGCUAAACGGCAACACACCGUGUCACGAUCGAGCACCGAAGCCGAGUACAGAGGUGUAGCAAAUGCGGUUGCUGAGCUGAGCUGGCUGCGUAAUUUGUUCGUUGAGAUGCGUGUCUCGGUCCCUAAGACAUCCCUUGUUUUUUGUGACAACGUUAGUGCUGUUUACCUUGCUUCAAAUCCCGUUCAGCAUCAACAUACAAAGCAUGUUGAGAUUGAUAUACAUUCCGUCAGAGAGCGGGUUGCGCUUGGUUACAUUAAGCUCUCCUCUCAUGGAGAUUUACCGAAUUACAUCUAG
Camelina sativa (false flax) is the source of this 1086-nucleotide messenger RNA. The record is from RefSeq and is a predicted model, not a curated record. NCBI's taxonomy places the organism in Eukaryota, Viridiplantae, Streptophyta, Magnoliopsida, Brassicales, Brassicaceae.